AACAAAGAUCAAUCAAGAAGAACUAAUACCGAUUGGUGUUCCUGUGAGAAAUGUAGUGUAAUGCCAACAACUGAGGAGUGUUUAUGCUGUAUGGAAAUUUUGAAAAUUAAAGAUAAAUUAGUUGAAGAUGCCCCAGCUAUUGUUGAUGGAAAUAUGAAAUGCAUUACACAGCAUCCUGGAUUUAGAUCUAUCUGCCUUGACAUAUGGGCAUUACAACUGGCCUAUGACGAAAUUCCAAAGAAAGACAAGAGAGAAGGGGCCACACAUGAAAAAUAUCGACAUACAAGUUACAGAAAUUUUGUAAAAUGGAUAUGGGGAUACAGAGGAAAACAUCAGCGUACUGUAAUACAUGCAUGUGCCAUUAUCAAAAUUCGCAGCAAAUUUCAAUCAAAAAAAUAUGUUGGAUUCAAGUAUCCACCUUUAUAAUUUCUGUCUCAUCAAUGCCAGUUUUAAUGCACAUUUUUGUCCAGGCAAAUAUAUUUACAUUCAGGAUACACUGUAAUACAUUUUAAAUUUCCAUCAAAGCUUUUAAAAAUUCCCAUGGAGCAUAAGCACUCUUUAUAUGAUGUAGUUAUGCUACAUUUCUUGCAAAAUACUACUAGGUUGUGUCAUUACAUACUGACUUAUUGUCAAUGUAACAUUGUCAAUGUAACUAUAUUGGAAGUACAUGUGUACAAUAAAAAAAUAAACUACAUUAUUUAAACUUUAUAUUUGUUUGCUGGUUUUAUACUUCUGUUGUAAAUGUGUACAUAAUAUUGAAAUGAUGAAGAGAAAACAACAUUUAUACUAGUGAAAAAAAGGGCUGCAGAACAAAUAUCAUGAGAACACAUAAUUUGCAACAUGCUACACCAUCUCAAACAAAACGUGAGCAAUGAAGUGCUACAGCCUCUUGCUUGUUUGGGUGUUCAAAAUGGGAGCAUAAAGCAGAUGGAGGUGCUUCUAAAUGGUGUACCUGUCCUUCAGCGCAUGUUUCCAUUACUUGUGCUAUUACUGCAUCUGAAUACU
Molecule: messenger RNA, 1005 nt
Organism: Anneissia japonica
Lineage: Eukaryota; Metazoa; Echinodermata; Crinoidea; Comatulida; Comatulidae
Exons: 3
Coding region: 61-426 (121 amino acids)
Source: RefSeq, a predicted model, not a curated record